Messenger RNA from Cucumis melo (muskmelon), 1333 nucleotides. Its product is annotated as ATP-dependent Clp protease proteolytic subunit-related protein 4, chloroplastic. Bases 64 to 978 code for a protein of 304 amino acids. Lineage: Eukaryota; Viridiplantae; Streptophyta; Magnoliopsida; Cucurbitales; Cucurbitaceae. Gene Ontology annotation, biological process: protein quality control for misfolded or incompletely synthesized proteins. The transcript has 8 exons. The record is from RefSeq and is a predicted model, not a curated record. Gene Ontology annotation, cellular component: endopeptidase Clp complex. Gene Ontology annotation, molecular function: ATPase binding; serine-type endopeptidase activity; ATP-dependent peptidase activity.
CUAUCUUUGGCUUCUUCUGUUCUUCGUUUCGGAUUAUCGCUCUGCUUCAAGGUUUCUCAAGCCAUGGAGGUCGCCACUACUGCCUCCAGCUUCGCACUUACCAAGCGAAUAUCCCCAUUGUUUGCUUCUUCCAAUUAUGGAAAAUCGAACCGGACCUUGUCCUUGUCGUCAUCCUCUGUCAGAACGGCUCCCCUUUCGACUAAUUUUCUCACCCCAUUCGCCGGUGGCAGCGUCUCCGGGGACUUUUCCGGCGUGAAGCUCCGGCCUUAUUCACUUAAUCCGAAUUGUUUCCCUGGAUCCAAGGGCAAACGGGGUGUUGUUACUAUGGUUAUUCCAUUUUCAAGGGGAAGUGCAUGGGAGCAACCUCCUCCAGAUUUGGCAUCUUAUUUAUACAAGAAUCGAAUUGUAUACUUGGGCAUGUCUCUUGUCCCUUCUGUCACAGAGUUGAUACUUGCUGAAUUUCUUUACCUUCAGUAUGAGGAUGAAACAAAGCCUAUUUAUCUUUACAUUAACUCCACGGGGACAACAAAGGGUGGUGAGAAGUUGGGCUAUGAGACUGAAGCAUUUGCAAUAUAUGAUGUUAUGAGGUAUGUUAAGCCUCCUAUAUUCACAUUAUGUGUUGGUAAUGCUUGGGGAGAAGCAGCACUUCUUUUGGCAGCUGGUGCUCAGGGAAACCGUUCUGCAUUGCCCUCAUCAACAAUAAUGAUUAAGCAGCCAAUUGCAAGGUUUCAGGGUCAAGCGACAGACGUAGAGCUUGCUAGAAAAGAAGUACGGAAUGUGAAGGAAGAACUGGUUAAGCUUUUUGCCAAGCAUGUUGGAAAGUCAACUGAGGAGAUUGAAGCUGAUAUCAGGCGGCCAAAAUAUUUUACUCCCAGCGAAGCAGUUGAAUAUGGUAUCAUAGAUAAGGUUCUAUACAACGAAAGAACAACUGAGGACCGGGGAGUUGUAUCUGACCUGAAAAAGGCACAACUUAUUUAGUAUAGAAAAAUGUGGAUUGGCAAAACAGUACCAAGAUUGAAGUUCGCACAAAUACUGGGUAGCAUCUGAAAACUGAAAUUUGGAAUCCUUGAGCAGUAUUGGUCGGACUCAGGAAACAAUCUGCGAGUUUAUUGCGAGCUUAUCGACUUCCAGUAUCUGAGGAACUUUCUGAAUUAUAUUACAAUUCUAGAACAAUGUUACAAAAAGGAAAACUGGUUGAUUGAUUUCAACUUUAACCAAGAAAAUUGAAGCAUUCUGUUUUGCUCAUCUUCAACCAAGAAAUUCUUGCCUUUAUGUGAUGUGUUGUAUCUUCAAAUUUUCCCAAUGUGCAGUGAAAAUCCUUCCUUCCCGUGUA